Messenger RNA from Serendipita indica DSM 11827, 3114 nucleotides. Lineage: Eukaryota; Fungi; Basidiomycota; Agaricomycetes; Sebacinales; Serendipitaceae. The record is from the annotation of a GenBank genome assembly.
AUGACCACGAAAGAGGCGCAGAUUAUCCAAGAGGUAGAGUUUACAGCGUCUUCUGCUUCAUCAGACAGAACAAUAUCUGGCAUUCUGCUCGACAUGCGGAGACUUCUCCUCGGUCUAACGGAGCGGAUUUUGGCCGCGUUUAUGACGGUCAUUUACGCGUUGCAUAUAUCCCCAACACGUACUAUAGAUACAAUUUCUGCAGCAGCGACAGGCGAGGACGAAAAGGACGAGAGCGCGACGCGUCACCUAUCUGCAACUUCGUCUCCAACUCUGUCGCCUGUGGAUAGUGGGUCACCUGGAAAUUCGUUGAGCGACUUGGAUCUGUCAAAUACAGAAGUAAUCAAGGAGAUUAACCCUGUCAUCAUGCCCGCGGCCACCGUAUCCGGAACCUCGUACCCAGGUGGUAUCAAGGCGUACUACCAGGCGAAAAUUGAGGCUGCAGAGCUCACUAUCAAUGAGAGGACACAAAAUCUACGUCGUCUGGAAGCUCAGCGGAAUGCGCUCAACGCUCGAGUUCGACUGCUUCGAGAGGAGCUACAGCUACUCAUGGAACCCGGUAGUUAUGUGGGAGAAGUCGUCAAAGCCAUGGGCAAGACCAAGGUCUUGGUAAAAGUCCAGCCAGAGGGCAAAUAUAUCGUCGACCUUGACCCAGACAUUGAUGUCAACAAGCUUACCCCGAAUCUUCGUGUCGCUCUUCGGUCCGACAACUAUCUCUUGCACAAAAUUUUACCAAACAAGGUUGAUCCUCUCGUAUCCUUGAUGAUGGUGGAAAAGGUACCAGACUCUACCUAUGAAAUGGUCGGCGGUUUGGACAAGCAGAUCAAGGAGAUUAAAGAGGUCAUCGAGCUUCCCGUCAAGCAUCCCGAACUCUUCGAGUCUCUUGGUAUCGCGCAACCCAAGGGUGUACUUCUCUACGGACCACCAGGAACGGGAAAGACGCUGUUGGCCCGAGCUGUUGCCCAUCACACAGAUUGCCGCUUCAUUAGGGUCAGCGGAAGUGAGCUCGUACAAAAGUACAUUGGAGAGGGUAGUAGGAUGGUCAGAGAGCUUUUCGUCAUGGCUCGAGAGCAUGCGCCCAGUAUCAUCUUUAUGGACGAAAUCGACUCUAUCGGCAGCUCGCGAGGAGAAGGUGGAGGCUCUAAUGGUGACAGUGAAGUUCAACGUACAAUGCUGGAGCUUUUGAACCAGCUAGACGGGUUCGAGGCCACCAAAAAUAUCAAGGUCAUUAUGGCUACCAACCGAAUAGAUAUUUUGGAUUCCGCGUUGCUACGGCCAGGUCGUAUUGAUCGCAAAAUUGAAUUCCCACCUCCGGGACCGGAAGCGAGAGUGAGCAUUCUCAGGAUUCAUUCACGAAAGAUGUCUCUUCAACGGGGAAUCAACCUGCGCGCACUUGCGGAGAAGAUGGGUCAAUGCUCUGGGGCUGAAGUACGAGGCAUAUGUACCGAAGCUGGAAUGUACGCGUUGCGUGAACGUCGGCAGCAUGUCACGCAGGAGGAUUUCGAGUUUGCUAUUGCGAAGAUGUAUAUUUUCGCUCAGCUGCUGCUCGCUGCGUCCAUCGUGAUGGCCCAGUCGCCGACCUUGACCGAGGGACCUGCCCCCACAAUCGUGGUGGGCUCACCCAACCCGACUGCGACGCUGUCCAUCAGUGUGUCCACCUCUCAGGUAUCUUCGUGUGACGCCAUGGACAUAUUAUGGAGCGUAGAGAACGAGACUGCUGCAGCCGACUCUGCCGUCCUCACGCUGUUCUACAGCAACCUCGGGGUCGAUCAGGUUGACAACUCGACGGGCCAUGUGUAUAACCCACACAGCACUCAGAACUUGAUAGCCCAGCAGCAAGUAUCCAAAGGCACAUUCCACUGGAAUCCUGUCUGGCUCAACGAUCCUGGCUUUUACGUGAUCACGGCCACGACAGAUUCCGAUCCUUCGGAAGGAGACCCAACUAUCCUUGUUCGAAAAAGUCAACCCUUCCUUUUGACGGUCCAGAAUACCAGUUGUUUGAGCCAAGCGACUUCGAAUACUCUCUCCAGCACGCCAUCCAUUUCAGACCUUCCUCCGGCGUCUUCCACCGAUUCGUCCACCCCGUCAGAAACUGCGGUUAUAGCCAACGCCCCGAAGCCAUCAAAGAUUGGUCCUAUUGUUGGCGGCACGUUGGCGGGAUGCGCAGCUCUGGGCCUUUUGAUGUCCCUGCUGAUCUGCAGGAGACGUCGGCAAGUGAUUGCGAAGAAUGCAACUCCGCGAACAAUUGCCGGCAAAGCCCACAAUCGCACUUGGGGUGGCCUAUCGUCGAUUGACAAGCUACAGGGAGAGAUUCCUGUGGUUGUUCCGGCCGAGUCGCCAUACGCGUACCGAAGGCGGUCUCAAUCGACCGGGCGCGCUAUGACAAUGACGACGGAAGAAGACGGUGAAAAGGGUCACAAGGAUGGGUUCCCGGUCGAUGCCGAUCUGUUGGCAGAAAUGCCAACCUUGGCUCAAACUAAAUCCACGCGCCGGUACUCGUCAGACGCGUUGAGCAACGUCUUGCGUCAAAAGGGCGGCUCUGAUAAACAUGCCCGAAACAUGGUUCCUGCUCCUGCAGCUCCCGUCUUAUCGACAACAACUGCCACCUCGGGCGGCGGAGAUGAUCCAUUCUCGGACGCUGCAUUCAUCGCGCAUGGCAAGCGCAUGUCUGCUCUUUCCGUUCCUUCUACUGCCCGUUCUCCCUCUCGUGUCUCUGAAGUUGCCGCCCCCAGCCCGAGCCCGAUACCUCCCGCCACACCGAUUGCCUCUCAACCGAGCACGAUAGCGCGUAAUGCAUCUGCAAACGCGAGCAUUGGACGGCCCUCUCGCAAGCCCGUACCACAAUACGAUGACGAGUUUGAACUGACAAAGCCAAACAAGUCGUCUCCGACCUCGUUGCAACCGCCAGCUAAUUAUUCUCGCCCGGGUAGCUCACGAGGAGAUUUGUCCUCGAGCGCGACGUCUCAUUCAAACGCACUCGCAAGUUCUGUCGAGUCUUCGUCGACAAACUGGUUGCAUGCCCCCAUGGCGAACCGAAACAUUGGUCUUGCCGGUCAGAAUGAAGGUUCGACUGUGCAUUAUCUCAUACCGGACAUGCCGCCACCGCCACGAGAUUAG